This is a messenger RNA of Mytilus trossulus (common blue mussel), 17154 nucleotides long. RefSeq names its product MAM and LDL-receptor class A domain-containing protein 2-like. The transcript is spliced from 87 exons. Lineage: Eukaryota; Metazoa; Mollusca; Bivalvia; Mytilida; Mytilidae. Gene Ontology annotation, biological process: proteolysis. The record is from RefSeq and is a predicted model, not a curated record. Gene Ontology annotation, cellular component: membrane. Gene Ontology annotation, molecular function: protein binding; serine-type endopeptidase activity. Bases 8 to 15376 code for a protein of 5122 amino acids.
ACCUACAAUGUCUAACACAUCACCAAUAGCAGAAAUCUUGUAUCGACUUGUCUUAACAGGUGCUCGUCCAUUGAAUACAAAUGUUGAAAUAAUGUUCAAUCUGGAGUUCAAAGGUCGUUAUGCUAAGAAAUCAGAUGGUUCUCAAAUGAUGUUGGACUGGUUGACCAUCAAAGACAUUUUAUCAGCUGGUCUAAAAAUAGAUAGAGACGAUUUUAUCAUAACAGAUUUGACACCAAUGUCAACAACAACUACAGCUGUCAAGGAUUCAACAACCAAUACGACAACAGCAACGCUUAAAACAACAUUCUCUCAACCACAUAACAUGUCUUCAACAACCAAAGCUGGCAACUUUUCACCAACAGCCAUGCCAAACACAACACAUUGGCAACCACAUAACAUGUCCACAACAACCAAAUCUGGCAACUUUUCACCAACAGCUUUGCCAAACACAACACAUUGGCAACCACAUAACAUGUCCACAACAAUCAAAUCUGGCAACUUUUCACCAACAGCUUUGCCAAACACAACACAUUGGCAACCACAUAACAUGUCAACAACAACCAAAUCUGGCAACUUUUCACCAACAGCUUUGCCAAACACAACACAUUGGCAUCCAAAUAUUUCUACAACAACCUCCAGCUCUGUUCCCAAUGGGACGGUGAUUUUCUUUGUACAACUUGUGAUGAUUAAUAUGAUCUGGACUCCUGCCUAUAAUGAUACUGGUUCUCCUGAGUAUCAAAUGUUGAUGUUGGAAAUACAACAGAUGGAAGUUAAAAUGCAGCAAUACAUGUCAUCAAUGGAUAAUUCAACAACCAUGUCUAGGUCUUUGUCCAGUUUUAUGCCUGUGUCACAGAUAUAUGGUGGUUUUCACUUUCAUAAAAUCAGUGAAUUCUAUGGCAAUGUUAUGAUAAUGUUUAACCUAGUGUUUAGAGCUCGUAACGCUAUUAUGCCAGAUGGUUCUAUGAUGACGAUGGAUACCAACAUGGUGGGAAAUAUUUUAUCAGAUGUAAUUCAUGUACACCCAAGUCAAAUGCAUAUUAAAGAUUUGAUGUCUGAACCAGAGAGAACUACACAUACUGGAGGUAACACCACUACAAUGACUCCACCAAGUAAUACAACAGUACAAUCAGCUGUAUGUAUAGAGGCCACAUCAAAUUACCAUAACUCUUUCUGUAAACCAUUGGGCUUUAACUUAACGUCAUAUCCCAACUUUGUUGGCCACCAAUCAGAAGCAGAGGCUAGCCAGGUGGCGUUAGUGUUGCUAAAUUACCUGUUCAACUGUACAGUAAAUUCAAGCCCUGUACCUGUAUUUGUAAUGAUGUGCUCAGUUUUAACUCCCUCCUGUGAAGAUGGAAGAGUUAUACCACCAUGUUCAGAGCCAUGCUACGAGGUAGCCAUGACUUGUGGAUUACAGAAUAUUUUAGAAAAUGUUCUUGAAAUGUGUAGCUCAUUUCCUUCUUACAGUAGUGGUCAACAAUGUAUACAUUAUUUGGAUCGAAUUCCUUCAACACCUGUGCCGACAAUAAGUAACACAACUACACCAUCCAAUGGGAAUGUGUCAUGUGACGAAGAUCAUUAUGCCUCCUAUGGCUGGGUAGAGACACCAAAUUACCCCAACAAUUAUCCUAAUAACGAGAGACAUAGCUACUGUAUACAGAGUCCAUUGUGGCUACCAAUAACAUUACAGUUUGUGGAUUUUGAUGUAGAGCCUUCAAGCACUGGCUGUCCUUUUGAUUAUGUGAAAAUUUAUGAUGGGUCAUCAUCGAGUGGUUCACGGCUUGCAUCUUACUGUGGAACUUCAAUACCAAGCCCUGUUACAGCUUAUUCUGGACAGAUGUACAUUGAGUUCUAUUCAGACGGUUCACAAACUAGAAAAGGAUUUCAAGCAGUCUUUUCAGAUGAAUCAAUUCAAAACAACAUGACAACACCUGGGACACCAACAAACACUACAACAGGGCCUGAUAUUUGUAUAGAGGCAACGUCAACGUACCACGACUCCAUUUGUAAACCAUUUGGUUUUAACUUAACGUCAUAUCCAAACUACCUUGGGCACCAAUCAGAAGCAGAAGCUGCACAAUUUGCAUGGUCUUUACUUAAUUCAGCCAAUUUUAACUGUACAGCUGAUGUACCAGAACUUGUAAUGAUGUGUGCAUUUUUAACUCCCUCCUGUGAAGGAGGAAGAAUUAUACCACCAUGUUCAGAGCCAUGCUACGCUGUGGCCUAUGGUUGUGGAUUACAGAAUAUACCAGGACUAGAAAAUAUCACUCAGCUUUGUGCCUCAUUCCCUUCCUACUAUAGCGGUCAACAAUGUAUACAUUACUUGGAUAUUACUUCUACAACACCAGUGCCAACCAUAGGUAACACAACUACACCAUCCAAUGUUUCCUGUGAUGAAAGCUAUAUUAGUUCCUAUGGCUGGAUAGAGUCACCAAAUUACCCGAACAAUUAUCCUAAUUCAGUGACUUGUACUUAUUUAAUAAUGAGUCUUAGGCUGUUACCACUUACAUUGCAUUUUGUUGAUUUUGAAGUAGAGGCUUCAAGCAGUGGCUGUAAUUAUGAUCAUGUGACUAUUUAUGAUGGGUCAUCAUCAGAUGGUACACAGCUAGCUAAGUACUGUGGAAGUUACAUACCACGUUCUGUUACAGCUUCAUCUGGACAGAUGUUUAUUGUGUUCUAUUCAGACUAUGUAGUACCUCAACGAGGAUUUCAAGCAGUCUUUCAAGAUGCAUCAAUUCAAUCCAAUUUCACAACACCAUCAAGACCAACAGGUCACACCAAUUACACAACACCUUGGACACCAACCACCACUUCACCAGGAGCAUGUGGUGGAUAUUUCACUGGACUUACAGGAAUUUUAGCAUCACCAAAUUAUCCUGGAAACUAUCCAAAUUAUCAGAGUUGUAAUUACUAUAUUGUGGCACCAAUUGGUUACACAGUACUGUUGACCUUCACCCAUUUCCAUACGGAAAGCUGCUGUGAUUAUGUGAAUGUAUUUGAUGGCCUAACUAAUAGUGAUUUGUUAUUGGUCACAUUGAAAGGAGAUUUGAGUGGACAAAGAGUAGUAGAGUCUACAGCCAACAAGAUGAUGGUAUACUUCUAUACUGAUGGCAGUGUUGUUUAUAAUGGUUUCAGGGCUAUUUACACCACAGACAUGGAGCAUUGUCCUAUAGACCAUGUGCAGUGCUCUAUGAGUGCAUCAGAUUGUGUAUCUGUGUAUAAACUGUGUAAUGGAUUCCCAGACUAUUGUCCUAUAGAUCAUGUGCAGUGCUCUAUGAGUGCAUCAGAUUGUGUAUCUGUGUAUAAACUGUGUAAUGGAUUCCCAGACUGUGCUAAUGGAUUUGAUGAACAGCAUUGUCUCAAUUAUACAACACUGACUAGUACCCAAAGUACAGUCAACACUACCACCAUCAUGACCACAUUGAUGCCACACAAUGCCACCAUGACCACACUGAUGCCACACAAUGCCACUUAUACAACUACUCCUGUCCCUAGUAACAUAGAACUGCGUCUUGUUAAUGGAUCUAGCUGUUUAGAAGGAAGGGUAGAAAUAAAAUUAAAUGGAGUAUGGGGAACUAUAUCUACAUCUAAUGCACCAUUUACUACAAGGGAAGCAAGUGUCAUCUGUAGAGUUUUAGGAUUUAGCGGAGAAGGUGCAGUACCAUAUCAGAAUGGAUAUUUUGGACAGGCAGAAAGCACAGUACCUGUAUGGUAUACCUAUUUGUAUUGUACUGGUUCUGAAUCAAGACUGGAGCAAUGUUCUAAACAAAAAUACGCUGUUCUUAGCCAUGCCUAUGAUGUGGGCGUCAAAUGCCAAGCAGAUAUAUCUGAGUACCAUUGUUCAUUCGACUCUGGUUGUAUGUUUUUGUCAGCUUCAUCCUCAUCAUCAGUGUACUGGCUAAGGCGUUUUAGUUGUACACCAUCCACUGCUACUGGUCCCUGCACUGGUCAUGAUGGUAGCAGUUCAAGUUAUUAUAUAUUUCUAGAAACCAGUAGUGGGUCAACUGGUAUGACAGCUUCACUGAACACAAAUGUUACCUUUGAUUCAACUCCGAGAUGCCUUUCUUUCUAUUACCACAUGUAUGGUUCUACUAUAAAUGAGCUUCAAGUAAAAGUUAGAAGUAGUACUGAUUGGAGUGGGACUGUUGUUUGGUCUAAGAAGUACGAUCAGGGAAACAUUUGGCAUUCUGCCAGUAUUGAUAUUCAAGCUGUUUCAUCAUUACAGAUUCAGUUUAUUGGAAUAAGUGGUUCAUCAUACACUGGAGAUAUAGCUCUGGAUGAAAUUAAACUUAUGAGGGGAACAUGUGAUUCUAAAUCAGACUAUGUAUGCCCAGCAGAUGAAGAAGAACCAGGGGUCAACUGUACUUUUAGUAAUAAACAGGCAUGCAACUAUACUAUAGAAAGUAUUAAAGGGAAUACAACCUGGCAGUUUAAGAGCUUCUCUUCGUCAGGACGGAAUCUACCUUCUUCUGAUGUUGGUGGCAAAUCUAUUGGAUAUUUCUACUACCAGAAUAGAAAUGGAAAUGAAGGAGAUUCAGCCAGACUCCUGUCGCCAAAAUUUACAUCCUCUUCAAUGUCAACAUUACAAUUUUAUGCCUACUUUGGUGGCAACGAUGUAGGUUCUCUACAAGUUUCCACAGUAAAUGGCAAUGGUCAGAGAUCUUCAUUAUGGAAGAGAGAGGGUGAACAAGAUGAAGGAUGGCUUAUGUCCUGUGUACCCCUCGCACAGGAAGGAGAUUUGUCGCUGGAGUUUGUAGCAUCCCGGAGCAGCGGUGAUGAUGCAGUGAUUGCUGUUGAUAAUGUGACAGUGUCAGAUGAACCAUGUCAUGUUGGAAUAUCAGAAGAGAAAUGUGGAUUUGAGCAGCCAUUAAUCUGUGGCUACAGUGUAAACUGUACCUGUACACUACCAUCACACACGUAUAAGUGGAUCAGACAUAGUGGACCAACAAUGUCUAAACAGACUGGACCAGACUCCGACAGCGAUGGAUAUUAUAUGUAUGCUGAAGCAACAUAUGGUAGCCUUGGUGAUGCAACAGCCUUAACCUUCCCAGAAUUCAAAGCAACAGGAAGUCAGAAACUUCAGUUUAAAUAUCAUAUGUAUGGUAAUGAUACAGGCACAUUAUUGGUUCAAGCCAAAGAUAAGGGAGAUAAUUCUCUUACAACAGUCUGGACUUUAACUGGUCCUCAUUUGGAUGAAUGGAAACAGGUUUGCAUGCCACUUACUAUACUAGCUGGCACUGACGUAGAAUUAACUUUUGUAGCAGUCCAUGGAGAUGGUCCCCUUGGUGACAUUGCUAUAGAUGAUGUUCUAGUAACAGAGGAAGAUUGUCCUCAUCUAGCAUCAUGUGACUUUUCCUAUGGGUCAUGUGGUUAUCUUGUUACCUGGAACGAUUACCGUGUGAAGUGGGUCAGAGGUCAAGCUAAUGGUGUUCCAAAUAACACCAUUGCAGGAAGUUACUUUUAUGCUUUAAGUGGCAGUUCAUACGAAGGAAGUCAGACUUUUCUUUUUACCAAAUUUUUCCAAGCUUAUGGUACAGAGAGUGUUACCUUUGACUAUUUGAACUCUCGUUACACAAAGUUUGAAGUUGGAUGGAUUAGUGAACAAUCUGGUAAUACUACCAUGAGAAGCAUAGAAUAUAGUGACAUCAAUAUUUUAUGGACAACAACUAGUCAAGCUGAUCAGUGGACAAAGAAAUGUAUAAGUUUGGGUGCCGUGACUGGGAAUAUAGCAAUAGUAUAUGUACAUACAACUACUGUUUGGUACACUCAGAUAACUGCGGUGGAUAAUGUUGAAGUAUCAACAAGUGGUUGUAAUGAUGGUAUUCACGAAUCUGUAUGUGGAUUUGAUCCCUCUGAUUUGUGUGGAUAUAAUAUCAUCACACCAGAUAAAUGUCCCACAGUAUAUACAUACAAAUGGACUGUUCACAACUCUAAUGGUGAUAAUUUUUUGGUUGCCAAUGGAUCACUAGGAGAGGAAGGGGAUACAACAAUGGUAGAAUUUCCCAAUAUCACCAUAUCAUCUACGAUGUACUUACAUUUCAAAUAUAUGAUAAACAAUUCGAACAGUGCUCAAAACCUGAUGUAUUCCAUCAGUAAAGAUGGAGAUUUUACAACAGUUAUGACAACUAAGCCAAUAUUAGCUGCAUGGCAGGCAUACUGUGUUAUUGUACCAUCUCCAAGGGAGGUAACACUGAGAUUUAAGGCUGACAAAACUCAAAUGAAUAACCAUACUGAUGUAUAUAUUGAUGAUGUUGUGUUGUCAGCUAAAACCUGUCCAGUUAAAUCUUUGUCCUGUGAUUUUGAUGACUCUGCCGUAUGUGGAUACUACAUGUCGGAUGCCUGGAAGAGAAAAGAACAUGACAACAAGAUGGGAGAUUUUUACAUGUCAGUCACAGCCACCAGUUACUCUAGAUCCUUGUUAGUUUCACCAAACCACCUCGACUCGAGUAAUACUCAGUGUUUACAGUUCAAUUACACGUUCACAGGGAGUUCAAUUGCUCAUCUUACAUUGUUACUCAAUAGAGAAAACUCAGAAUCUACUAGAGUCAUCUUACAGGGAACCAGUACAUGGAAGAACUUCCUGUACCAGAUAGAGGAACAGUUUGAUUUCAUUAAUUUUGAGUUAGCUCCCUUUUCAAUGAGUUCUUCCCGUAUUGAAACAGCUGGAGUUGAUAAUAUAUCUAUUUCACCAGGAAUUUGUCCUCCAAUUGUUUGUGAUGCUGAUGAACAUCGAUGUGCUUCUAACCUCCAAUGUAUCCCAGAAUCCUCUGUUUGUGAUGGUAUUGAAAAUUGUAAUGAUGGAAGUGAUGAGAAAUCAUGCGAUUCCUCCAUCUCUUGUGAUUUUGAGUCUGCUCGAGCUUGUGAAUACAACAUAACAGGCAAUUAUAUCAUCAGAGUCAAUGACUCAAGUGGCAAUCAUCACAUAUAUAUCUCCAUGGCUGGCUUCCACUUACUACGCUCGCCAAUGGAAUAUAUUCCUACCGUGUCUUGUUUGUCAUUCUUGACCCAGUCCUAUCCUUUUACCAAUGGUCACUUGAGAGUGGCACUCCAAGAUACAGAUGGUCUUGUCACACCAUUGUAUACAAUUGAUAGCAUGGUUGGAAGUGCAUUCUGGGUAAAGUACAAGACCACUGUUCCAAGUGGAAAUUUCAGUGUGAUUUUUGAGACAUUUUUCCCGUCCAAUAAUUAUGGAGGUUUACGAAUUGAUGAUAUUGUAUUACAGCCAGGGGAAUGCAUGGAAGGUUGUGGAGAUGGAUAUUUUAACUGUUCCAUGGAUGACCUUUGUAUACCUCAGGAUAAUGUAUGUGAUAGACAGUGGGCAUGCUCUGAUGGACAGGACGAACAAAACUGUGAAUAUAGUAUAAGUUGUACUUUUGAAGAAGAACUUAUGUGUGAAUAUGAUAUUGGUUCAUGGACAAAGAGAUCCGGUUUUAUUGAUUCAGAAUUUAACCUGGAGGAUCACACCUUUCACAAUUCCUCUCAUACAGGAUCUUUUAUGUACACUGGUGAUUUGGAUGGAUUAUACGAAGACAAAGAAAUGAAUUCUCCUUACCUCCAAACUAAUAAUCCAAUGUGUGUAGAAUUUUUCUAUAUUGUUAUCAGACCUCAUGAAUAUUCAUCAGCACUUUUGACAGUUCAUCAGAACACUUCUAACAUGAACAAUGAAGUGUUUUCAUUGGUCGAAUAUCGGACAGAUGUUAACCUUCAGUGGCAGAGAGGUGAAUUCCCUGUAGAUGCUGGUGUGUUUAGUUUGAGGUUUACCGCUGGUGGUCAUAGGUCAGUGGUAGCUAUUGACGAUAUUCUGUUAUAUAAUGGAAGCUGUUCAGAUGUAGAUGUCACAACUCCUUAUGCAUGGCAAUGGCAGACCACAGAGGAAACUACUGCUGAAUAUCAACAUGGACAAACUACUAAUUUACAACCAGAAAAUGGACCAACUACUGAUUUACAACCAGGAAAUGGACCAACUACUAAUUUACAACCAGAAAAUGGACAAACUACUAAUUUACAACCAGAAAAUGGACAAACUACUAAUUUACAACCAGGAAAUGGACAAACUACUAAUUUACAACCAGAAAAUGGACCAACUACUGAUUUACAACCAGGAAAUGGACCAACUACUAAUUUACAACCAGAAAAUGGACAAACUACUAAUUUACAACCAGAAAAUGGACAAACUACUAAUUUACAACCAGGAAAUGGACCAACUACUAAUUUACAACCAGAAAACAGACCAACUACUGUUUUUGAACCAGGAAAUGGACCAACUGCUGAAUCUGAGCCAGAAAAUGGACCAACUUCUGAAUCUGAGCCUGAAAAUGGACCAACUGGUGAGUCUGAGCCAGAAAAUUGGCCAACUGCUGAGUCUGAGCCAGAAAAUUGGCCAACUGCUGAAUCUGAGCCAGAAAAUUGGCCAACUGCUGAAUCUGAGCCAGAAAAUUGGCCAACUGCUGAAUCUGAGCCAGAAAAUGGACCAACUGCUGAAUCUGAGCCAGAAAAUGGACCAACUGCUGAAUCUGAGCCAGAAAAUGGACCAACUACUGAAUCUGAGACAGAGCAUGGACCAACAGAUUCAGAACUCACGACAUAUGCUGAACCAGAAAAUAGACCCACUAAUUCAGAAUUCACGACCAAUAUGGAACCAGAAAAUGGACAAACAACAGAAAUUGGAACAACAUCAAUGCCAAGAUCACCAUUCAAUGAUGGAUGUAUUAGCCAUAACACAUACAUAUGUUCUGAUUAUUUUGGAAUGAAUUUUACAUCAUUCCCAAAUGUUUUCGGUCAGAUGAAUCUAUAUGAAGCAAUGGACCAAUGGUACUCUUGGGCAAGAACCCCAUACGAUACUUGUAGUACAGUGUACUCACACACAUUGUGUGCUUUGUCACUUCCAACCUGUCAGAAUGGUACCACUCAACAGAUCUGUAGACAAAGUUGCCUGGAUGCCUUCCAUACAUUACAUUUUGGAGUAUGUCGUCACCACAAUUUAUUGAACAACUACAAUCUGGUUUACUACUGUAAUCUGUUGCGUGAUGAUAAGGAUUGUAUAAAGCUACCAGACUAUUUGAGAAAUAGCAGUACAGGAACUAGUCAAUCAACAAAUUAUUCCACUAAUACAACCCCUAGAACUACUCCAUAUGGAACAACCAAGAUAUCCCAUAUGGAUGUACUACCAACAACUAAUAUCACUUCCGCCAUUGAAGGGAUCGUGGAAAUUGUUAUCAACAACCAAUUUGGUUAUGUGUAUUGUUAUGAUACAGCAUACUGUCCGUCUCUAGUAUGUCAGUAUCUAGGAUAUGCGACUGGAUCAGCAGCAGGAAGCUUUAGUGAAUACGAUCUUCCUAAACAGCAGGUACAUUGUGUAUCUUCCAGUAAACAUCUGUCUGAUUGUUCCAUUUACUCAACUACUACUUACUCUGUAACUUUAGUAAGAUGUGUUGAUGCUGUUCAGAGUAGUGCAAUAGAUUGCAAGUUUGGUAUUUACAAUCAGAGAACCUGUUCCUACACAGUCAACAAUUACGGCAAUGGAUGGUCGCAACAUAGUUAUGGUUUUGCCUUAUAUUCUAAUAUAUAUGGAGGUGUAUCAUCAGAAUUAAUAUCCAACAUGUUCACAACGCCAUCUAGUGGAAGUGUAUUCCUAAAUUUGACAAUUUUUCAUCCGGCUGUACAGUUACAUGUCCAACUUAAGACAGCGGAUAUGACCUACGACCUUGGAUAUGCCGAACCUGGAGAUACAAGUGCUUGUUAUGAUUUACCAUCAUUAGUAAAUGGUAACUUGGUUAUAACAGGAAAACUUACUUCUCCUCUUCCUUCUGGAAGUUAUACAUAUAUAAAGGCUUAUGUUUAUGAGAUCAAAGUUCAAGAGCAAGAGAUAUGUCCAAAGCCUUUCCCGUAUAGUAUAUGUGAAUUUGAUAAGAAUUGUCCAUGGGACAUAGAAUGCUCUACCAGAAUAGCUGAUCCAAUUCCAUUCCAAUGGGUUUGGGCAGGUUUUAAUACUUCUUUGUCAGAUGCUGGUAAAUAUCUAACAGCAGAUGCAUCAUUUGGAAGACAUGAGGACAAGGCCAAAUUUACAUUGCCACUCAAUGCCACAACCAGUCACAAUCUGAAAUUAAAAUAUAGGAAUACUGGCAGCAGAAAUGAUAGCUGUAGUGGAUCUUUACAGGUAAAUUUGAACCACAAUGGAGAAACAAAACAAAUAUUCCUGAAAGACUCUCUGGACACCUAUGGAUCAUGGGAAUCAGCUUGUGUGCCAAUGUCAGAGUUCACCACAGGGGAGAUAAUCAAUGGUCAACUUGAAUUUGUUGCCACUAGAGGGAGCUCAUAUGCUAAUGAUAUAGAAGUAGAUGAUGUUGAACUGUUAGGAACUGAAUGUCCACAUUUUGCGUCAUGUGAUUUCCAGUCGGCCACAUUCUGUCGUUACACCAGAUUGUCAGAGUCACCCUUUGCAUGGAAUUGGGGAACAUACAAUCUGAUGCAAAACUAUUCUUCCAUGGCGGCACAGUAUGUACCAAGAGUAGAUCAUACAGAAGGUACCAGUUCAGGAGGUUACAUGUAUACUUCAACAUGUUUGCCCAACACAUUUGAAGGAAACCUUGCCCAUCUUACCACCGUUCCAUUUGAGGUGCAGCCAUCCAAACCAAUGAAGGCAUCGUUCUACUACCACAUGAAUGGACUCAACAUGGGAACAUUCCAAGUUUCUGUAAACCAACACGGUACUGUAGUCCAAACGUCUUUGGUAUUUUCAAUGGCUGGAAGUCAGAGUGACGAAUGGUAUUAUUCCUGUGUAAAUCUACCAACCGGUAAUGCAUCUGUAACAUUUUCCGCUGUUUUGGGUGACGGAUGCGAUUCUGUGUUCGCUCUUGAUGAUGUCGUGAUUUCAGAUGGAAUGUGUCAAGAACGACUGGAUGAAGUUACAUGUAACUUUGAGGGGACCAACACUUGUCAGUACUCCUCCAAUUGUACCAUAGGGUCUAAAUAUCAAUGGUCCAGACAGCAAAGUAAGACCCCAUCAGAUAACACGGGGCCAUAUGGUGAUGCUUAUGGAAAUCUUGCAGGACAUUUUAUGUAUGUUGAGAGUUCCCAUGGUAAUCCAGGCGAUACAACCUACUUAUCCUUCCCAUCAUUCACCAGUAAUAAUCCCAGCAGUUUAUAUUUCUCCUACCACAUGUUAGGAGAUGAUAUCGGCACACUAGACAUUAUGUCACAUGACACAGGUACAUCUACUGUUACCCAGCUCUGGACUAAGACAGGGCAGCAGGAUAUGGCAUGGAUUAAAGGGUGUGUCUCCUUACCAUCUGGCACAGAACAGAAUAUAUAUUUUGUGGCAACCAAAGCUUCAGGAUUUAAAGGAGAUAUAGCAGUAGAUAAUAUUUAUGUUAUGGAUGGCAGUUGCCCAGGGACCACUGUACCAUGUGAUUUUGAGGAUGAGACUUUCCUAUGUGGUUACAGAAAUAACACUAAUCUGUUAAGUGAUAGUGGUUGGACGUCAGCAUCACAUGAUUCAGACAAUAUGGCUGCUGUAGCUAGUUCAGAUACUGGACGGUUUUUAUAUUGUAAUUCUAGUAACUUCCAAGACGGCUGCAGUGUGUUAUCACCAAUGUUAUCAGUAACAGAGAAAUCCUGUAUAACUUUUGAUUACUAUACUAAGUUUCUGGCAGGAUAUAAUGUGUCAUUAUCUAUAUAUAUGAUGUCAUACCGUUUCGGAAAUGUUGUUUGGACCCCUGCAUGGAGUAUGAGAAGAGACUCAGGCAGUUGGAAUCGAGGACAGUUUGAAUAUACAGGAAAUUUAACAGAUGCUUCUCUAAUUAUUGACAUGCAACUUGGACAGGCCGGAAUUGAUAACAUUGCUAUUGUACCAGGAGAUUGUCAAGAGAUAACAUGUCCAGGACAGUUUAGUUGUGGUUAUUAUUGUAUAGAUUUGAGUAAAGUUUGUGAUCUCAAUUUUGACUGUGACGAUCAUUCCGAUGAGACAACAUUGUGUGAUAGAAGUAUAAGUUGUGACUUUGAAGAUAAGUUCCGGUGUGGAUAUUACAGUAGUUAUGACGUGAUAGAGUCCAAACAAGUUAUCUAUCAAGAGAUGAUCUAUGAUCAUACUUAUGGCAAUAAAUCAGGCACAUUUUAUGGAAUGGUCAGUUAUGCUGGCAGCAGUUUCAGUUUCAGCUCUCCAGUAGAAGAAGUUACAGUCCCCUCGUGUCUCUCACUAUAUUAUAUAGGUCAUGUAAAUUUAUUUGAAUUUGAGGUCAGUUACCUUGACCUUGAGAUUAUAUCCAGAAAUGGAACAUUUAACAGCACAAUGUUUAACAAUACAAUGUCUGUUUAUUCGACCAUGACAACUUUGUCCAAUGUUUGGAAACCAACACAGAUGCCCAUUGCUCCUGGAAGGAUGGAAAUCAACUUUCGUUUAUAUGAUUACGCCUAUGAUGUUAAAUACUUUGGAAUAGAUGAUGUAAAAAUAACCCCUGGAGAUUGUCCUCCGUUGGUUUGUCCAAGUGGUCUGUCACCCUGUCAUAAAGAUGGUAUAUGUAUUGAGGAGAAGAUAGAAUGUGAUAAGAUCUCCCAGUGUCCCUCUGGUGAAGAUGAGGCAGACUGCCCCAUUAGCAUAAGUUGUGACUUUGAGCAGCCUUACGGAUGUGGAUAUUAUUUUGGUAGCUAUAUUUGGAGAGAUGCUUUUGUUCACCAUUUGCCAGCAGCUGAUCACACCAUGGGUGCUGGUAACCACACAGGUCACUACAUGUUUGUCACAUCUGACAGUAGACAGACAGCAACCUUGACCUCUCCCCCUUAUCUGACAACACCUGGAGGAUGUGUAAAAUUCUAUUACAACAUGGAAGGGGGCGUGUCAGCAGAACUGAAAGUUUAUUCAAGAAGAUCUGGAGUAAGGCAGUUGGUAUUCUAUGCCAAUGGAAUCUAUGUGGAGACUGAUGAUUGGUUGGAAGGAUCUUUUGAACUUCCUGCAGGGGAGACAACUAUUGAGUUUGUUGCCUAUGGAGACACUUCCUUUUUAGCACCCGCCAUUGUUGCUAUUGAUGAUGUAACCUUGAUGGAAGGACAGAGUUGUCCAAUUAGUAGCUGUGGAAAUGGUAUGAAUACAUUUUCCUGUCAGAGUUCAGGAGUAUGUAUCCCAGAAUUCCUUGUUAGAGAUGGAUACCCGGAUUGUUUGGAUGAAUCUGAUGAAGUUUUGAGAAUUGACCCAGAAAACAAUUUGAACACCACAAAUUCCACAGGAAACACAACAAAUGUGUUGAGUGCCUGUACAUUUGAAAUAGCAACAGAACCAUUUUGUCUCUUCUACAAUCACCAGGGACAAGACAAGUGGAUAAGACAUUCAGGUUCAACAGGCUCAACAGCCACGGGACCAGAUAGUGCUGUCAUGGGUACUUAUUACAUGUAUAUAGAAACCAGUAACAUGGUACUAGGGGACAAUGCCAGCUUGAUAUCAGCUUAUUUAAAUCCAGAUACACAGAUGUGUUUAUCAUUUUAUUAUCACAUGUAUGGCGCUAGUAUCGGAAGAUUGAAUGUGAUACGUUCAACACGUUUUACAAAUCAGACAAUGUUUACAAGGUCCGGCUCACAGGGAAAUCUAUGGUAUUUCCAGAAGCUGUAUAUUCAACCUGGAACUAACAUAAAGAUUAUUUUUAAUGGUGUUGAUGGAGAUAGUUACCAAGGAGAUAUAGCAUUGGACCAUAUAAUGUUGUUUUCUGGUGAAUGUGAUAAUUCCACAGUUAUAGAUGUAAAUGAUGAAAAUGAUGAUUUUGAUCCAUCAGUACAUUUGGUCGGUGGACAAACCAGGGCUUCAGGUCGCUUGGAAAUAAAACCAACCUCUUCUGGUGUAUAUUCCCCUGUCUGUGCAAAUUAUUGGGAUUCAGAUGACAGCAGUGUGGCUUGUCGACAGCUAGGUUAUAAUAAUUCAAGAACGCAUAGCAAAUCAGAAUAUGGUAAAGGAAGAAACGAAAGAUCAGGGUUUGGUUUCUCAUUUUUCUGUGACGGCACAGAGGCCAAUCUCACUGAAUGUGCUCAUAGUGAUGUUUCCUGCACAUUGUAUUCUGAUAUAGUGGCUAUUGACUGCUCUAAUACAGAAUGUUUUGAGAAUGAGUACAGUUGUGGUGACUCAGAAUCUACAUGUAUAUCUAUGGAUCUCUUGUGUAAUGGAAAUGUGGAUUGUCCAAAUUCAGCUGAUGAACAAAACUGUGCCACAUGUGGUAGUAAUGAGUUUGAAUGCAGUAACCAUGAAUGUGUACCACUAAUGGAACGUUGUGAUGGAGUGCCACAGUGCUCAGAUAAAUCAGAUGAAUUUAGAUGUGUAAAGCGACAAGACAAUGGCCAAGUCUCAGUAUAUACAGAUGGUGCUUGGACGACAUUGUGUUAUUUAAAUGAUCAGACACUAGCAGAAUAUCUCUGUAGCAUCACUGGAUAUGGACCAUACAGUAGUUACUCUGCUGGAGCCUCAAUAACUGAUGGGUUUCUGGCACAGUCUGCUGCCAAUCCUAAUGGUAUCAUCACUAACUAUGUGUUAAACGCUCAAAUGUCUUGUAGUGCCUUAUCUCUUCAGUGUGGAGACAUAGAAUGUGGAGUUCCCUCCGUUUCCUCAACCUCCAUUGGCUCGUACGUACUCUUUGGAAAUGAUGCCACACCAGGAGAGUGGCCAUGGCAAGCUCUGUUUUAUAUGGAUGGAAGUUCUGGAUGUGGAGCCACAUUAAUCGACCCGUACUAUGCCAUUACUGCAGCUCAUUGUGUGGAGAGUUGGAGCAAUUAUAUGAUUCACGUAGGUGAAGUAAAAGAAUCAGAAAUGCUUGGAGCAAGUGAUGACGGACAAAGAUUGUAUGUAGCCCAGGUAUGGUCUCACCCAGACUACCGGGGAUCCAGUAAUAGUUACCUGUCAGACAUCGCCAUUGUAAGACUGUCACAGCCAGCAAAUUAUAACGCCUAUGUAAGACCUGCAUGUCUCGCCACAGAAGUCAAAGAAAGUUUUGAUAACUGUUAUGUCACUGGCUGGGGAUAUAGAGAAGACAUUGAAUUUGCUCCAGUGCCAGACCAUCUACAAGAAGUUAGAGUAGACAUCAAUGUAGAUGUAGACAGAUGUAAUAAGAGUAUUCAGGCUAACUUAAAUAUUAAUGUACCUGUGACUGGUAUCUGUGUAGAGAACAAGAAUCCAUACUCCCCAUCCUGUCAUGGUGAUUCUGGUGGUCCAUUAGUAUGUCAAAAUGAAUAUGGACGCUGGGAGUUAGUCGGUGUAACCAGCUUUGGGAAGCCUUAUUGUCGUGGAGACCAAAUCCCAGCUAUCUAUCAGAGCGUACCCUAUCACAUAGACUGGAUUAUGGAAAAGACAGGUAUACAGAUAAAUAUGGCAAAUAGACCAACACCUCCACCUAUGCCUGAUCAACCAUAGGUGCCUGGACUGAUGGACAAUAUUUUGUACUUCCUUAAACCAAAGAUAUGAUUUGCUGUUUCUUGCAAUCAAAUAUUAUACAUGAAUGUACCAUUCUAAUUUUGGUAUUUAAAAGGCGUGAAUAGAAUGAACACUGACUUAUAUUAUUGCUUUUUCAUGAAAUUCUGACAGUGCCAUUGUUUCUUUUUAGUUAAAUAUGUAUAAAUGUACUACUAUACUUUUUUUUUAUCAUUUUUAUGAAAUUGAAUACUGUGUAUUUAUUAUUAUUUUUGGGGUACCAAUUUUUGUGGAUAUAGAUUAAUCAUGAAUAAAAAUGUUCAACAAGUGCUAAUUUUCUAUAGAAUUGUAUGCCAAAAUUACCAAAACAACAAAAUCAAACAUCUACAUAAAUACAAUAUUUCCCUAAUGAAAACUGGUACCCACGAAUAUGAAGAAAUCAGCAGCUUCAUAUUAAAUGCCAUAUACUCAUUAGGUUAUUAAGAGGAUCAGCAUUCAUUUUUGUAUCUAUAUAUUUUUAUUUCAAAAGAAAUUAUUAAAAAUUUUGUUUCAGAAUUCAACCCAUAAACUAUAUAAAAGUCAUCAAUUUUGGUUUCUUAUUACUGGUUUAAAAUCAUACUGUAUCCAGUUCUGUUCAUUGACGAUUAUGCUGUUGGGUUGCUGUCUCAACUGUUUACUUGUUACUCCAUGGAUUUUGUUUAUUAAUUUACCUAUAGCUACUUUUCAAAAGAUUGUUGCAAAAAAACCUUUAAAAAAUGAUGACUCGUUAAAUGAAUAAUCAAAACAUUUAGAAUAAUAACUCCCAGCCCAAAAGAUCAAGGAAAUACAGGCUAGAUAUUCCCAAAAUAUGCUUGUUUAUGUUUAAAACACAUUUCGUGCAAUCUGCUAAAGAUUUUUUUGAAGGUAAAGGUUUAAGAUGUAAUUUUUUUUAUUUUACCAUUUCAAAUGACUUAUUAAAGGAAUGAAUUUUGACAACACUAUCAGGCACAAAUUGUAUGAUAAUUUAUUUAAACCAGUUCCAACACAUAGAAUAAGAGAAAUAUAGUUAUUCUUCAGAUGUAAUCGAGACUUGUUAAAUACAUGUAGUAUAGUAAUUUAUUAAAAAAGGUUUUAACAUUACAGUAUACCAAACUUAGCCUCUUGUUAACUAUGCAUUGAAAUCAAACAUAAAUCAAUCAAUCAAUUAAUCAAGUUUUGUUUAUCUGACUUUCUUAAGCUGAUACCUAACACUACAGGGAGAUAACUCUGUAAAGUCAGCUAAACGUUUUAAUUACCUUGUGUUUUAAAAAGAUAUUAAGCAUCCCAAUGAUCAAAAUUGGUGUUUGUCAAACUGCUAUAUAACCAGUGUAAUUUUUCUGACAAAACGGUUAGUUCAAAAUUUUUGAAAUUUUUAUACUUUUGUUAAAGGGUUAAAGUAAACACUUUGACAAAAUUUUACAAAAAUUAAACGAGCCAAAUUAAUUUCAGUGACAGUGUUGGGUACCACCUUAAGCUCAGAUAUAUUUUUGAUACACAUUAAUUAUACAUUUGAAAGAACAUUUAUUGGCUGCAUAUGCCAGUGGCUAUGUCAGGAAAACAUCAAUCAAUCAAACUAAAUGUACCUCUUUAUGUAUUUUAACCUUGUACAUUAUAUGAUUCAACAUGGAUUCUUUGUUAUAUCAUUUAUUGUUAUGUAUACUGGGCUGGUCCCAGUUUGUUCUCAUUUUUUAUAGUGUGUGAAAAUUUUAUAUUACAGUUAUACUCCAAAUAUAUAUUUUAAUAAAAAACCAAUCAUAUUCUUA